Molecule: messenger RNA, 3552 nt
Organism: Diabrotica balteata
Lineage: Eukaryota; Metazoa; Arthropoda; Insecta; Coleoptera; Chrysomelidae
Source: the annotation of a GenBank genome assembly
UUUUAAAGUGAUUGAAGUUUUUGUGUUUAAAAUUAUUAUUGGGAUACAUAAAUCAAGUGUAAUAAAAUGGAAGUAAAGCAAGAAAUUGGCGAGGAAACUUUUAAAGUAGAAAUAGAGUAUAAAGAGUUGGAUGAUGCUCUGUUGGAUGGCUUUAAAUUUGAAAUUCAGGAGGAAUCCAAUAGGCAAAGUGCAAAUGACACAUAUUUAGACUUAAAGAAAUGUCCCAUAGAUACUGAAAUAGAACAACAUGGAUAUAAACCUAACUCAUUUGAAGAACACCAAAAAACUGAAAAAGGUUAUCUCCUGGACCUAAAUGAACACAAACUGGAAAUUAUGGAGACACUAACUGAUGAUUCAUCUUAUGAAGAAAAUUCUACUAGUCAACACUCUGAAGGAAAAAUAUUAAAUAAAAAUGUGGAAGUUGUGACUGAACAAAAACCUUACAAGUGUGACAUUUGUUUUAAACAAUUUACUCUAGCAAGUAAUUUGAAAAGACAUUUGAGAGAGCACACUGGAGACAAACCUUACAAGUGUGAAAUUUGUUUUAAGCAAUUUAGGCUGGCAAGUUAUUUGAAAGCACAUUUGAGAGUGCACUCUGGAGAGAAAUCUGACAAGUGUGAAAUUUGUUUUAAGAAGUUUAGUAAUGCAAGAAAUUUGAAAAUACAUUCGAGGGUGCACACUGGAGAAAAAUCUUACAAGUGUAAAAUUUGUUUAAAGCAAUUUAGUUAUGCAAGUAGCUUGAAAGCACAUUCGUGGGUGCAUACUGGAGAGAAAUCUGACAAGUGUGAAAUUUGUUUUAAGCAAUUUAGUCAUGCACGUUAUUUGAAGGCACAUUUGAGAGUGCACACUAAAGAAAAACCUUACAAGUGUGAAAUUUGUUUUAAGAAGUUUAGUAAUGCAAGUAGUUUGAAAGCACAUUCGAGGGUGCAUACUGGAGGGAAAUCGUACAAGUGUGAAAUUUGUUUUAAGCAAUUUAGUCAUGCACGUUAUUUGAAAUCACAUUUGAGAGUGCACACUGGAGAAAAACCUUACAAGUGUGAAAUUUGUUUUAAACAAUUUAGUCUAGUAAGUAAUUUGAAAAGACAUUUGAGAGUGCACACUAAAGAAAAACCUUACAAGUGUGAAAUUUGUUUUAAGAAGUUUAGUGAUGCAAGUAGUUUGAAAGCACAUUCGAGGGUGCAUACUGGAGGGGAAUCUUACAAGUGUGAAAUUUGUUUAAAGCAAUUUAGUCAUGCAAGUAGUUUGAAAGUACAUUCGUGGGUGCAUACUGGAGAGAAGUGUGACAAGUGUAAAAUUUGUUUUAAGCAAUUUAGUCAUGCACGUUAUCUGAAAGAACAUUUGAGAGUGCACACUAGAGAAAAACCUUACAAGUGUGAAAUUUGUUUAAAGCAAUUUAGUCAUGCAAGUAGUUUGAAAGCACAUUCGAGGGUGCAUACUGGAGAGAAAUCUGACUACUGUGAAAUUUGUUUUAAGAAGUUUAGUACUGCAAGAAAUUUGAAAGUACAUAUGAGGGUGCACACUGGAGAAAAAUCUUACAAGUGUGAAAUUUGUUUUAAGCAAUUUAGACAAGCCAGUUAUCUCCUGGACCUAAAUGAACACAAACUGGAAAUUAUGGAGACACUAACUGAUGAUUCAUCUUAUGAAGAAAAUUCUACUAGUCAACACUCUGAAGGAAAAAUAUUAAAUAAAAAUGUGGAAGUUGUGACUGAACAAAAACCUUACAAAGAGCACACUGGAGACAAACCUUACAAGUGUGAAAUUUGUUUUAAGCAAUUUAGGCUGGCAAGUUAUUUGAAAGCACAUUUGAGAGUGCACUCUGGAGAGAAAUCUGACAAGUGUGAAAUUUGUUUUAAGAAGUUUAGUAAUGCAAGAAAUUUGAAAAUACAUUCGAGGGUGCACACUGGAGAAAAAUCUUACAAGUGUAAAAUUUGUUUAAAGCAAUUUAGUUAUGCAAGUAGCUUGAAAGCACAUUCGUGGGUGCAUACUGGAGAGAAAUCUGACAAGUGUGAAAUUUGUUUUAAGCAAUUUAGUCAUGCACGUUAUUUGAAGGCACAUUUGAGAGUGCACACUAAAGAAAAACCUUACAAGUGUGAAAUUUGUUUUAAGAAGUUUAGUAAUGCAAGUAGUUUGAAAGCACAUUCGAGGCAAUUUAGUCAUGCACGUUAUUUGAAAUCACAUUUGAGAGUGCACACUGGAGAAAAACCUUACAAGUGUGAAAUUUGUUUUAAACAAUUUAGUCUAGUAAGUAAUUUGAAAAGACAUUUGAGAGUGCACACUAAAGAAAAACCUUACAAGUGUGAAAUUUGUUUUAAGAAGUUUAGUGAUGCAAGUAGUUUGAAAGCACAUUCGAGGGUGCAUACUGGAGGGGAAUCUUACAAGUGUGAAAUUUGUUUAAAGCAAUUUAGUCAUGCAAGUAGUUUGAAAGUACAUUCGUGGGUGCAUACUGGAGAGAAGUGUGACAAGUGUGAAAUUUGUUUUAAGCAAUUUAGUCAUGCACGUUAUCUGAAAGAACAUUUGAGAGUGCACACUAGAGAAAAACCUUACAAGUGUGAAAUUUGUUUAAAGCAAUUUAGUCAUGCAAGUAGUUUGAAAGCACAUUCGAGGGUGCAUACUGGAGAGAAAUCUGACUACUGUGAAAUUUGUUUUAAGAAGUUUAGUACUGCAAGAAAUUUGAAAGUACAUAUGAGGGUGCACACUGGAGAAAAAUCUUACAAGUGUGAAAUUUGUUUUAAGCAAUUUAGACAAGCCAGUAAUUUGACAACACAUUUGAGAGUUCACCAUGAAGAAAAAUUUUAUAAGUGUGAAAUUUGUUUUAAGCAAUUUAGGCUGUCAAAUUAUUUGAAAGCUCACUUGAAAGCGCAUACUGGAGAGAAAUCUUACAAGUGUGAAAUUUGUUUAAAGCAAUUUAGUCAUGCAAGUAAUUUGAAAGCACAUUCGUGGGUGCAUACUGGAGAGAAAUCUGACUACUGUGAAAUUUGUUUUAAGAAGUUUAGUACUGCAAGAAAUUUGAAAGUACAUAUGAGGGUGCACACUGGAGAAAAAUCUUACAAGUGUGAAAUUUGUUUAAAGCAAUUUAGUCAUGCAAUUAGUUUGAAAGCACAUUCGUGGGUGCAUACUGGAGAGAAGUCUGACAAGUGUGAAAUUUGUUUUAAGCAAUUUAGUCAUGCACGUUAUCUGAAAGAACAUUUGAGAGUGCACACUAGAGAAAAACCUUACAAGUGUGAAAUUUGUUUUGGGAAGUUUAGUAAUGCAAGUAGUUUGAAAGCACAUUCGAAGGUGCAUACUGGAGGGAAAUCUUACAAGUGUGAAAUUUGUUUUAGGCAAUUUAGUUGUGCACGUUAUUUGAAAUCACAUUUGAGAGUGCACACUGGAGAAAAACCUUACAAGUGUGAAAUUUGUUUUAAGAAGUUUAGCCAUCCAUGUAAUUUGAAAACACAUUUGAGAGUACACACUGGAGAAAAACCUUACAAGUGUGAAAUUUGCUUUAAGACAUUUCAUCAAGCCAGUAAUUUGAAAAAACAUUUGAGAGUACACACUGUAGAAAAAUAUUGA